Molecule: messenger RNA, 542 nt
Organism: Daphnia carinata
Lineage: Eukaryota; Metazoa; Arthropoda; Branchiopoda; Diplostraca; Daphniidae
Exons: 4
Coding region: 104-370 (88 amino acids)
Source: RefSeq, a predicted model, not a curated record
CUAACCUUUUGUUUCCUGUUCCUAGAAAGUCAUCGAACAGCUCAGCCUCUACUCAGUCGCAAUUGUGAUACGCACGUAAGACGUUCCUGAUCGACCCCAAACAAUGAUUCACUCCUUCCGUUUGUGGAGGUUGGCAAUUGUUCUUUUAGGAAUUGUGCUUUCCUUAAUGUCAUCCAGCGUUGAAGGAUCGGUUAUUCGCCAUAAACGUGAACCCCAGCGUUUCUUGGGCGUGAUCAUUGAAAGUGCCUUGACAGGCCAACACCACGGUUUCGGUCAUCGGCCACCAUACUAUGGCUAUGGAAAUGUCCACGGAGAUCAUCAAAGGCAUUGGUGGCUGCCCAGUUGGUGGCCAUCACGAAAGGAACGAUAGCGAGAGUCACGUUCCUCUGCAACAUCAUCACAGCUAAAUAGAGCAAGCUGUUGCAAUCCUUAACGGUUGAUGGAUCAUCAGCGUUGCUUUGUAUAUCUUUUCUCGUUUUCAUCACUCGCAGUUUUUAUUUUUAUAAAUCCACCAUGUAGCGUCUACCUUUCAUGUCGAUUAC